Molecule: messenger RNA, 684 nt
Organism: Stylonychia lemnae
Lineage: Eukaryota; Ciliophora; Spirotrichea; Sporadotrichida; Oxytrichidae
Source: the annotation of a GenBank genome assembly
AUGGGAGGACUCUGCAUAAAACAGAAUAAUCAGACUAACGACCCUCCAAAGUAGGAUCGAAGAAGUUUGCAAUACAAGGAUCCAGCUAAGUCAAGAGUUAAUGAAUAGGAUAAGGCUAUUUUAGAUAUCAAAGCAAGAAUGAAGAAACUAAAGACAUACACAGAUAAGCUAGAGUUGUAAGUGGGUUAGCAAAAAGAAAAAAUUCAAGAAUUUUUGAAAGAAAAAAACAAGCAAAGAGCAUUGAUUGCUUUAAAGCAUAAAAAAUUCUUAGACAAGCAAGUAGAGAAGUCACUUGGUGCUUAGACUCUUUUGCAGCAGACUAUGUAAAACAUCGAGUCUGCUUAAAUGGAUGUUGAGGUUUAUGAAGCUUUGAAGACUGGUGACUAAGUCAUUAGCGAUUUAUAAAAGCAAGCAUCAUUGGAAGAUUUUGAAGAAUUAUACGAAAAACAUCAAGAGAAUUUAGACAGAUAAAAGAUGGAGCAGGAAUUAUUUGGAUAAGUUCUUAAUGAUGAAGAUCUGGAGGAUGAAUUAGCAGCAUUAGACGUCUAAAUUAUGGAGGAGGCACUUCCAGAUGCUGGAACUGGUGCAUUAAAUGAAUCUGAAAAUGCCUAUAGUAAAUAAUCUUAGUAGGAAGAGUAUCUUCAACCAUAGAAAUAGAGACAAAUGCAGCCAUAACUUGCUUGA